GUGAUAGCGGCCUUCGAUUUCUUCGAGAGGAAGAUCCAGGCCGAAAUCAAAGCUGAGAACAUCACGGACCAGGACGAAAUCGAUAUGCGGGAGCAGAAUUUAAAUCCGGUGAAGGUGAUGUCCUCCGGCUAUGAAGGACGGGCUCCUGAGCCCUUCUUUGCCGGGGGCAAGAUGCGAACGCUGCAGCGUCUCAAGUGGUGGGAGACCUACGAAGCGAAGGACAACAGGCUGGUAGUCAUUGGUCACUACUGGCGCCGCUUUCUGGAUGAGGUGAGCCCUAAGGUCUUGGAAAAGUACCC
Molecule: messenger RNA, 299 nt
Organism: Symbiodinium pilosum
Lineage: Eukaryota; Dinophyceae; Suessiales; Symbiodiniaceae
Source: the annotation of a GenBank genome assembly